ACGGGAACUCCUAAUGGUUUUUUUUGUUUGUUCUUUGUUUUUUGGGUUUUUUUAAUCUUGCUUAUGAAAUCUUUGUCUCUUUCCAGGUUGCAAAGAUACGGUUCUAUUUAUUUUCGUUGGAGCUUUAUAAUUUUGGUGUUUAUGCUUAGAACUAUGCUUUAUCUCAAAUAAAUUUGAGUGCAUGGUGUGAUAUAAGGGUAAAGACUCAUUUUCCCCCACAUAGCUUUGUCCAGUUCUUGAACCAUUUGUUGAAAAUACUUACGUUUCUUUGUUGAAGCACUUUGCUGAAAACCAAGUUGACUCUGAAUGUGUCAGUUCGCUUCUGAACUUUCUCUAGUUCCACUGACCUCUUUGUUUGCCUUUAUGCCAGUGCCACACUAUCUUGAUUACUAUAGCUUUUUGUGUAUGUGUGGUUAAAAUAUACAGAACAUAAAUUUCAGUUUUAACCAUUUUGAGUGUACAUUUCAGUAUCAUUAAGUACAUUCACAUUUGUUUCUGUAUCACCACCAACAAGCUCCAGAACUUUUUUUUCAUCCCAAACUGAAACUCUGUACCCUUUAAACAGCAGUUCCCCAUUCCCCCUACUGCAGCCCCUGGCAACCAGACUUCUACUCUCUGUCUCUGUGAACUUGACGACUCUAAGUACCGCAUGUAAGUGGAAUCAUACAGUAUUUGUCCUUCUGUGACUGGCUUAUUUCAUUUAGCCUAAGUAUAGACUUAGUCUUCGAGGUUGAUCCAUGUUGUAGCAUGUCUCUUUCCAUCCUUUUUAAGGCUGAAUAACAUUCUUUUGUAUGUAUAAACCACAUUUUGUUUGUUCAUUUAUCCUUCGGUAGACACUUGUGUAGCUUCCAUGCUUUGGCGGUUGUGAAUAAUGCUGCUGUGAAUAUGGAUGUCCAAAUAACUGUUGAGUCUCUGCUUUCUGCUUUCAGUUCUUGUGGAUAUAUACCUAGAUGUGUGAUUGCUGGAUUUUCUAAUCCAUACCCUGUGCUAUAGCCAGAACGGUGUCUUUCAACUUAGAUCAGACCAUGCUGUCUGUUUCUCUCCUACAACUGCAGACACCUUGUAUUGCAUUUAGAGUACAACACAAUCCGGACUUCUUGCCUCGUCCUCCAACCUCAUUUCUGCUUCUUUCCCCUGUCUCUGAGCGCUGGCCAAAAAGACCUGCUCUCUGUGUCUUGAGCAUCCAGGCUCUUGGCAUAUGCUGUUUUUGCACUGCCAUACAGCCCCCAUUCCAAAGACAGCUUUUUUUUGUAUAUGUACUUUAUGUUUCCUUAUAAAUGUCACCUUUGCAGACAGGCUUCCCUGUUUAAGCAUGUCACCUAUUCUCUUUCACAGCAUCUUUCCAAAUAAUUUCAAAGUCGUUCAUUCAGUGUAUAAACACACAUUUAUUUUGUUUUAAAAUGGCUAUCCCCUCUGCCUCACACUACUUGCUGGCAGGAACCACAGUGCACCAGCACCUGCGCACAGAUGGUGGCAGUGAACAGCGAGAGACACCUGCAACCUCCCAGAGCAGCUGGAAAGAGGACUCUUAGAAGAUGUAUUGGCUUGGCAAACUCUUAAAAGUGAAUUAUAUUACUUUGUAUUAUUUCCAUGUGUGUUUAAAAUUUAAUCCAAAUUAAUCUCUCUUUUGAAUUACAUGGUGUGACAAAUCAUUUCAUAUGAUUUAGAGAUCAGGUUUAACCUGAAGACUGAGACAACACUUGGACUCAGUUCAUAUCAACAGAAAAGUAUAUCUCUGUACCGGGGUAAUUGCAGACCUAUACGAUUUGAGCCACCAAUGCUGGAUUUCCAUGAACAACCAGUUGGAAUGCCAAAAAUGGAAAAAGUUUACUUACAUAAUCCUAGUUCUGAAGAAACUAUUACUUUAGUAUCAAUAUCUGCUACAACAUCACAUUUUCAUGCGUCAUUUUUUCAAAAUAGGAAAAUUCUUCCAGGAGGAAACACAUCAUUUGAUGUAGUUUUUCUUGCAAGAGUAGUGGGAAAUGUAGAAAAUACUUUAUUUAUUAACACUUCUAAUCAUGGGGUAUUCACUUACCAGGUAUUUGGUGUUGGAGUUCCAAAUCCAUAUCGAUUGAGGCCAUUCCUUGGGGCCAGAGUCCCUGUGAAUAGCAGUUUCUCACCUAUAAUAAACAUACACAAUCCUCACAGUGAGCCUCUACAGGUUGUAGAAAUGUACUCAAGUGGAGGAGACCUUCACCUCGAACUUCCCACGGGUCAGCAGGGAGGCACUAGGAAGCUAUGGGAAAUUCCUCCUUAUGAAACCAAGGGAGUGAUGAGAGCUAGUUUUUCAUCUCGAGAAGCAGAUAAUCACACAGCCUUCAUAAGGAUAAAGACCAAUGCUUCAGACAGCACAGAGUUUAUCAUUCUUCCUGUUGAGGUGGAAGUUACAACAGCUCCCGGAAUUUAUUCCUCAACUGAAAUGUUAGAUUUUGGUACACUGCGAACACAAGAUCUACCAAAAGUUUUAAAUCUUCAUUUAUUAAACUCGGGAACAAAAGAUGUACCAAUAACAAGUGUUCGACCUACACCACAAAAUGAUGCUAUAACAGUACACUUUAAACCAAUUACAUUAAAAGCUUCAGAAAGUAAAUAUACCAAGGUUGCAAGUAUUAGUUUUGAUGCAUCAAAGGCAAAAAAACCAUCUCAGUUUUCUGGGAAAAUAACUGUUAAAGCAAAGGAGAAGAGUUAUUCUAAACUUGAAAUACCGUAUCAGGCAGAGGUUUUAGAUGGUUAUUUGGGAUUUGAUCACGCUGCAACAUUAUUUCACAUUCGAGACAGUCCUGCUGAUCCUGUGGAAAGGCCAAUUUACCUUACUAACACUUUCAGUUUUGCGAUCCUCAUUCAUGAUGUGUUGCUACCAGAAGAAGCCAAAACAAUGUUUAAAGUUCACAACUUCAGCAAACCAGUCUUAAUUCUUCCAAAUGAAUCAGGAUACAUUUUUACUCUGCUUUUUAUGCCAUCCACAUCAUCCAUGCACAUAGAUAAUAAUAUUUUACUUAUUACCAAUGCCUCCAAGUUUAAUUUACCUGUACGGGUAUAUACAGGCUUUUUAGACUACUUUGUAUUACCCCCCAAAAUAGAAGAACGUUUCAUAGAUUUUGGCAUACUGAGUGCUACAGAAGCAAGUACUAUUUUAUUUGCAAUUAUAAACAGCAAUCCAAUUGAGUUGGCUAUAAAAAGUUGGCAUAUCAUAGGAGAUGGUUUAUCCAUAGAACUCAUAGCUACUGAAAGAGGCAACAGAACUACAAUAAUCUCAAGCCUUCCAGAGUUAGAAAAAUCCUCCUUAUCAGACCAGUCAUCAGUUAUAUUAGCUUCUGGCUACUUUGCAGUGUUUAGAGUCAAACUUACUGCAAAAAACCUGGAAGGUAUUCAUGAUGGAGCCAUACAGAUCACAACAGACUAUGAGAUCCUAACGAUACCCGUGAAGGCUGUGAUCGCAGUGGGUUCUCUGACUUGCUUCCCAAAGCAUAUGGUUCUUCCACCUUCCUUUCCAGGGAAAGUAGUUCAUCAGAGUUUAAACGUUAUGAAUUCCUUCUCACAGAAGGUAAAGAUACAGCAGAUACGAUCUUUGUCAGAAGAUGUGCGAUUUUACUACAAACGAUUACGGGGCAAUAAGGAAGACUUGGAGCCAGGAAAAAAGUCAAAGAUUGCGAACAUUUAUUUUGAUCCUGGACUGCAGUGUGGGGAUCAUUGCUAUGUUGGCUUGCCUUUUCUCUCCAAAUCUGAGCCCAAAGUCCAGCCUGGCGUCGCCAUGCAGGAGGAUACCUGGGAUGCGGACUGGGACCUGCACCAGAGCCUGUUCAAAGGGUGGAUGGGAAUAAAGGAAAACUCAGGUCACAGAUUGAACGCUGUGUUUGAAGUAAAUACAGACCUUCAGAAAAACAUCCUAUCGAAAAUCACUGCUGAGCUCUCCUGGCCAUCGCUCCUCAGCUCACCCCGGCUCGUGAGGUUUCCGCUCACUAAUACAAACUGCUCCUCAGAAGAAGAGAUUACUUUAGAAAAUCCUGCAGAUGUUCCUGUCUACAUUCAGUGUAUUCCUCUGGCUUUAUAUUCCAACCCUUCCAUCUUUGUAGAUAAGUUAAUAUCAAGGUUUAACUUGAGUAAGGUGGCAAAGAUAGAUUUAAGAACCCUAGAAUUCCAAGUCUUCAGAAACAGUGCUCAUCCACUGCAAAGUUCAACAGGAUUUACAGAGGGCCUCUCCCGCCAGUUAGUUUUAAACCUAAUUUUAAAACCCGGAGAAAAGAAAUCCAUCAAAGUAAGGUUUACUCCACUUCACAACAGAACUGUUUCUUCCCUAAUCAUAAUCAGAAAUAACCUGACUGUGAUGGAUGCUGUAAUGGUCCAAGGACAAGGAACAACCGAGAACUUAAGGGUGGCCGGCAAGCUUCCGGGUCCAGGGAGUUCCUUACGCUUUAAAAUCACAGAAGCAUUAUUAAAAGACUGUACAGAUAGUUUGAAACUAAGAGAACCAAAUUUCACAUUGAAAAGAACAUUUAAAGUAGAGAAUACAGGACAACUUCAGAUUCAUGUAGAAACCAUCGAAGUCAGUGGGUACUCCUGUGAGGGAUAUGGCUUUAAAGUUGUCAAUUGUCAAGAGUUUGCACUAAGCGCCAAUGCCUCUAAAGACAUAAUCAUAUUGUUUACUCCUGAUUUCACAGCUUCUAGAGUUAUUCGUGAACUGAAGUUUAUAACAACCAGCGGCUCAGAAUUUGUAUUUGUGUUGAAUGCAUCCCUUCCUUACCAUAUGUUAGCAACCUGUGCAGAAGCCCUGCCCAGGCCCAACUGGGAGCUGGCUCUGUACAUCAUCAUCUCAGGAAUAAUGAGUGCACUAUUUCUUUUGGUAAUUGGAACAGCCUAUUUAGAAGCUCAAGGAAUUUGGGAGCCGUUUCGAAGGCGACUAUCCUUUGAGGCCUCAAACCCACCCUUUGAUGUGGGAAGACCAUUUGAUCUCAGGAGAAUCGUUGGUAUUUCAUCUGAAGGAAACUUGAACACACUCAACUGUGACCCUGGUCACAGUCGGGGGUUCUGCGGAGCAAGCGGCUCAGCAUCCCGACCCGGUGCAGGGGCUCACAAGCAGUGUGGCCCUUCAGGCCACCCACACGGCAGCCACAGCAAUAGAAACUCAGCUGACGUGGAAAACGUCAGGGCCAAAAACAGCGCAAGCACCUCUAGCAGGACUAACGCCCAGUCGGCUAGCAAAGCGAGCCCCCUUGUCUUAGAAUCCAGCACAGUGGCCCAGGGCCACACAGCAGGCAGAAAAUCCAAAGGGGCCAAACAGAGCCAGCACGGCAGCCAGCACCACGCCCAUGGCCCGCUGGAGCAGCAUUCGCCACCGCAGCCGCCACCGCCAGUGCCUCAGCACCAGGAGCCACAGCCUGAGAGGCUGUCCCCCGCACCCCUCGCCCACCCUCCCCACCCAGAACACCCCAGCAGCGCACGGCACAGCUCCGAGGACUCAGACAUCACCAGUCUCAUAGAAGCCAUGGACAAGGACUUCGACCACCACGACUCCCCGCCCCUAGAAGUGUUUACAGAGCAGCCGCCGUCGCCACUGUCCAAAAGCAAAGGGAAGGGAAAGCCUCUUCAGCGUAAGGUGAAGCCACCUAAGAAGCAAGAGGAGAAGGACAAGAAGGGAAGGGGAAAGCCCCAGGAAGACGAGCUGAAGGACGCCCUGGCCGAUGACGACAGCUCCUCCACUACCACAGAGACCUCCAACCCAGACACGGACCCUCUGCUUAAGGAGGCAAGGUUUGGCUCCCCAGUGCUUAAAAACAAGAAGACGAGAAGCUACCAAUUUGUUGCCACCACUUACCCCACCCACCCCAGUCAGGAUGAUACAGAAAAACAAAAGGGAAAACAAGCCAUGCCUGAAAAACAUGAAAACGAAAUGUCUCAAGUGAAACAAAAAAGCAAAAAACUCUUAAAUAUAAAGAAAGAAAUCCCAACAGAUGUGAAACCCAGUUCCUUAGAGCUACCAUACACUGCCCCCUUGGACAGUAAGCAACGUCGAAAUCUCCCAACCAAGAUUCCUCUUCCAACUACGCUGACAAGUGGAUCCAAACCACGGAAUUCCCAGAAAACAAAAGGUACAAAUAAGUUAGUGGAUAACAGGCCACCUGCCCUAGCAAAAUUCCUCCCAAAUAGUCAAGAACUAGGCAACACCAGUAGCUCAGAAGGUGAAAAAGACUCUCCACCACCAGAGUGGGAUUCGGUGCCCGUUCACAAGCCCGGCAGCUCUACCGAUAGUCUUUAUAAACUUUCUCUGCAAACCCUCAACGCAGACAUUUUUCUAAAACAACGCCCGGCCUCACCGCCACCCGCCUCCCCGUCCCCGCCUGCCGCGCCGUGCCUGUUCGCACCCCGGGGUAGCUACAGCAGCAUCGUCAACAGCAGCCCCAGCAGUGACCCUAAAACAAAGCAGCCAAAUGGAAGCAAGCACAAACUGACAAAAGCAGCCUCGCUCCCUGGCAAGAACGGCAACCCCACUUUCGCUGCAGUCACAGCCGGGUACGACAAGAGCCCAGGUGGGAAUGGCUUUGCUAAAGUUUCUUCAAGCAAAACAGAUUUUUCCAGCAGCCUUGGCAUUUCACACACUCCUGUUGACAGUGAUGGCUCGGACAGCUCGGGUCUGUGGAGUCCCGUCAGCAACCCCAGCAGCCCUGACUUCACCCCCCUCAAUUCCUUCUCGGCCUUUGGAAAUUCUUUCAACCUAACUGGCGAAGUUUUUAGCAAGCUCGGGUUACCGCGAUCAUGCAAUCAGCCCUCACCAGGGAGCUGGAACGAGCUCAGCAGUGGCCCCUCGUACUUUUGGGACUCUCCAGCGACAGAGCCAAGCCCUUCCUGGCCAGCCAGCUCCAGCUCCCCGACCCAUACAGCCACAUCAAUCCUUGGCAACACCAGCGGCCUGUGGUCCACCACACCAUUCAGCAGCUCCAUCUGGUCCAGCAACCUGAACAGCAGCCUCCCCUUCACCAGCCCUGCCAACACGCUAACGAGCAUCGGCCUCAUGGGCCCGGAGAACUCAGCUCCUCACGCUCCCUCCACCACCAGCCCCGCUGACGACCUGGGCCAGACCUACAACCCCUGGAGGAUAUGGAGCCCCACGAUCGGGAGGAGGAGCUCUGACCCAUGGUCUAAUUCGCACUUCCCUCAUGAGAAUUGAGAUUAGGCAACAAAAUCAAAAUAAAAAAGUGGGGGCCCCUUGUCUAGAUCAUGAUGUGCAAGUUUUUGAGACAUCUUUCUAAGGCUUCCCAGUCCCCACCCUCCUCAUCUUUGCAGAAUAGACUCAAGCAGGGCAGGCUUGUACCACUAUGCUUCUUUCAGAUCUUUCUUGCAAUUAUGAUAAUAUGAGAUUUGCUGUUGUGCUUUUAGAGAAAAGUCUGGACUCAGCCACAAACUCUGAUAAGACCUGUACAUCUGAAAAUCUUAACUGUUACCACGUUUCCACCACCUGUCUUCUCCCAUUCUUUGUUUAUCUGUAUGAACACAAAUUUGACAUUACAGCUAAGGAAAUAACUUGAGUUGAAUCAGAAGUCCUGGCAUGUGACAAUUUUAUUAAAUUACCAAGUUUGGUUUUUAAUAAUUUUGCAACAUUAUGCGCCAAGAUCUAAUUUUAAAACUGUAUGAGGACUUUGUGCUGAAAAAUACAGAGUAUUUUUUUAAAAUAAGGCUAUCUUGGUUUAAAAGCAGAUAACAGAAAUGUAAGUCAACUUUAAGAACAGUGAAUGAAUGUAAAAACAUUCGGUUGAGACCAUAUGCAUUUUCUGUGCUGUUUGUACUUGAGGUAUGUAACAUUUGUAUACCUGAAUUUAUUUUAAAGAUAAACUGAAAUGCACAUAGCCAAGUCUUGAGAUACAAGAUUGAAUGUGUAUUUCUUAAAAAUACAACUUUGUGUUGUACUUUGAAAUAAAUGAUGCUUUUUUCAAAAGCC
Sus scrofa (pig) is the source of this 7930-nucleotide messenger RNA. NCBI's taxonomy places the organism in Eukaryota, Metazoa, Chordata, Mammalia, Artiodactyla, Suidae. The record is from RefSeq and is a predicted model, not a curated record.